This is a messenger RNA of Protopolystoma xenopodis, 591 nucleotides long. The record is from the annotation of a GenBank genome assembly. NCBI's taxonomy places the organism in Eukaryota, Metazoa, Platyhelminthes, Monogenea, Polystomatidea, Polystomatidae.
AUGCCCAUUCCUCUGCUGAGAGGUGACCCGACGAGUUUUGGCAGUUCAUAUGAUUUCACACUUUCCCCACAAGAGGCCAAUCAGCCUGAUCUCGACUCCAGAACCCUACCAAACGUCAACAGACAUUCGGCUGGCUCACUGCUUGUGCUUGAUAUUUUCUUAGCUGCCAAUAAGCAGCCUGUCCAACCGUCGUCGGGACCGGAUCCAGCCGGUUCAAAGGGAUCGGAAGACCAGCUGGUGGCCUCGACUCCAAAUCUCAGCCAUUCCAACUCAUCCUCUGCCCUUUCUUAUGUAUCUUCGACUCAACCUCCUUCCUUCACUUCCUCAAGGGCAGCAGAUUCGGCCACCUGUGUUUCUAUUCAACUUCCACUUGAUAUGGCGAUGCCGCUUCCUCUACCUUUACCCUCUACAGCCAACAGCUCUGAUCCGUUAAUCUCUCGCAGAUGCGCUUGCCCAAACUUGUUCGAAUUGGCUGAUGAUGGUGUUUUCUGUCUACGUGAGUUCUGUGUUAGUUCGCGACUGCUUGGUUUCAUCAGGAAGGGGCACUGGUGCUCACUGGUGCACCAGGUAACUUUAUCUUCUCGAAAAUGA